CGCGGAAUUCGUAUAUAUCGCAUAGAUGAGCAUGAGAAAGGGUCUGUGGGCCUCGCAUCAGACACAGACGAGGGUUCCGGCCAUGAUGUGUCUAGCAAUCCAAUCGUAUCCAAGAUUGUAUCAAUCAGUCUACCGCCCUAUGCACACGAGAGAGAAAAACACCAUGCAGCGGACCGAACCAGCCCCCUUCCCCGCCUUUCCUCCGGACCCCCUCCUCUUUCCGUUCUGCACACACGUUGGCACUGUACAUAUACACCCGGGUCUGUAUCUCUGUCUGUCUGUCUCCCCGUCUCCCCAUCUAUGUGAGACGGCCAAUUAGUUGAGUUUGUCCUGUUGCGGGCUGUACUCCUUGACGAUAUCAACAUCGCCCUGCAGUCCACACACACACACACACACACACACACGGCCCCAUCGAGACACACACACAACAAAAGAGAGAGUCUGACACUCCUGGCUGUCUUGAAGUAUGCCCUCGCAGAUAUAUAGUACUACCUCUUUUGUGGCGGUGUCUCCUGCUGCUUCCUCAUCCCCGCUGUUUUUCUUGAUGACGACUGUCCCCUUCUUGGCGGGCUUGGCCACCCUCGAUGAGGCCUUGCUGCUCGCCGUGCUGUCCAGGGCCAUCGAGUCGUCGUCGUGGACGUCGUCUUCGUCACUCUGCACGCAAUCAUGUGGACGGAUGAAGGGAGAGAGGGACGGAUGAAGGGAUGUGUGUGUGUGUGUGUGUGUGUGUGGACGUGUGUGUUGCGAUAUUACGUCUGCAUCGAUGUCGAUUUCCUCGGCCCACACCUGGAUGUCCUCGGGGUCUGACGGGCCCUGUGUGGUGUGGGAGAGAGAGCAACACGCGGUUGUCUGUCUGUGUCUGUGUGUAAUGCCAUGUGUGUGGGCGGCCCACGCCCGGCGCACCGUGUCCUUCUCCGCCACAUCUGACGGCAGCUCGUGUGAGUAGGCAUACCUGAGUGCGGCCACACACACACACACACACACACAUGAGUGGAAGGACAUGAAUCGCGCUGUUUGUGUGUGUGGCGUGCCAGCCAGCAAUUAUUAUCAGACUUACUUACCGCUGUGAGUGUCUGUGUGGCGCCCACAGCCACAUUAUGGCCACCAAGACAAAGAGAAAGAGCAGGUGGGAGAUGCCGUCGGUCAGCAGCCAUUGGGACUGCCACCGAGCCGUCACAUUCUGCACACACAAGACACCCACCCCCGCCCGCAGACGGUCACACACCAAGACACACAGAGGUAUGUCUGCUGCGUCUUGACGUGAGGACCUGGGAGAGGUAUGUGAUCUGGUAGAUGAGAGCCGCCGCAGCGAUGAUGAGCGACAUGACUAGCACGUUCCACAGCCGCGUGAACAGCAGCAGCUUCUCUGUCUGCUUGCGGGCGCGCAGCUUCUGUCGCACGCAAUGUAAGAACGAAAUGAGCGGAGCGUAUGUGUGUGUGUGUGUGUAUUGUCUAAUUCUGCGUGUGGGCACACACAGAUAUGUACCAUGAUGAGGGCGGAGAGUGAUGUAAAGAUCCAGUAGAAGAGGAUGGCGUUGAGCAGAGAGACGGGGAAGAGACACAUCAGCACAAAGGCGAAGUUGAAGGCGUGGGAAGACCCGUAAUUCAGCACCACCAGCCUGUCAGUCGUAGGUAUAAGUCCACCAAACAAACCACACAUACUCACACACAAUCUGUUCGGCACGCGACUGACCUGCAGGUGUCCAAGAUCGUGUAGACGAUCGACGUCUGCCGUAUUCGCCGCACCACUGACGCCUCCAACGUGGCCCUGACCACACCCCACCCUGCACACACACACGCAGAUCAGAUGGAUGUGUGUGUGUGUGUGUGUGUGUGUGGCGGGGGAGGGUACGAUACCGAGGCUGGCUACGAGGACGAGCAUAUAGGAAACGAUGCACUUGACGACCGACAGGACGAUGGCGCAGAAGAAGAGGGCGUGUAUGCGGUAGCCGUAGGUGUUCCACCAGUGAAGGUGCACGUGCCACAACACACACUCCAGAAACCCCAGAAAUAUCACGCCUUGCCACAAACAAACAGAGAGAUAAGAAGGCAUGAGAAGGCGUGCAAUGGACGCCUGUGUGGGGGCGGGGGCUGGCCAUCGCAUAUAUCGUACCCGCGAUGCACAUUUGUAUUUUGAUGAGUUCGGUGUUCCAGCGGAGGGAGGCCGCAAACCAGACCACAGACAAGAACAUGUAGGCCAGGGUCAGAUACCCUGAAGCAUAGAUAGUGCACAGACAUGACGUCACAUGACGUCCACCAAUAAAGACGCGUUUGUUUGUUCUGUCAGUGAAGGCACCGUAGAAAGGCAUUCGAGGGUAUUCGCUGCCCGGCAGAUAGCCGUAGGGAUUCUUCACCACCACUUUGCCGCUUAUCGUACCCCUGUGACCCACAGGAAUACGGAGGAGGCAUACACACCUUCUUGUCUGUGUGUGUGUGUGUGUGCACAAACAAAGCCAUACCCUUUCUUGUCCCCACAGUUGGAGAAGGUCAGCACAUAGACGCCCGUCUGGCUCAGCAGCUGCCGGUCUCUGUAUGUGUAAGCACACAGCGGCAGUGCACACAAACACACACACACAGAGGAGAGGCAAUAAUGGAUGGAUGGCAGGUCACUCACCUGGCUGGGUGUGGGCCGUAUUCGAUGCCGUGUCGGUACAUUGGCUUCUCCCUCGACCCAAUCAGAGUGUCCUUGACCGAACAGAGGCCCUGUUCAAUACGCACACACACAAACACCCCUCAUAUGGACGGCUGGCUGGAUGGAUGGAUGCGGGCAGUGAAUGGCCUUCUCACGACAGCAAUGUCAUCUUCGUUGCAGCAGAACUUCUGCGGCGAUAUAAUCGACCAAAAGUCUGAACACACACACACGAACCACACACCACAACAGACAGCAAUCAAUAAGCCUCCCCGCUCUCCAUCCGGCCCUGCCCACCAGUGAAUCGCAUCAGCGACAGCUCCACCCCCACAUAGUCCCGAAACUUCUGCACGUCCCCUCCGCCCUUCCCGGUGAAUUCCAUCCCCUCGAACGUCACCUGCGCCUCCCCACCUCCCCGGCCAGCGGGGCUGUCCUCUUUCCCGUACACAAAGAAGCUGUUGAGCACCUACACACACACCCGCCCACGCACACACAUACAGGCUCCCAUCCAUCGCUCUCUCUCUCUCUCUCUCUGUUGCUGACAUUGAGCUGUUUGUUGUCGGGGAUCGGGGUGUCACGGAACUCAUAAACCUGCGCCAGGGCCAUCCUCCAUGGGAUGAGGAGGGCCGUGAGCAGCAGCUGGCCAGGUUUCGGCCCACGCCAUGGACGGAUCUGCCAAAUCUCUCGCGGAUCUGUCCCCAUGGCACCCUGUAGUCAAACCUACUGGUGGAAAGGAGAAAAACG
This is a messenger RNA of Vitrella brassicaformis, 3373 nucleotides long. Lineage: Eukaryota; Vitrellaceae. The record is from the annotation of a GenBank genome assembly.